AUGCCUAGCGAAAAGGUUGAUGAGAGCGGUACGUCGGGCCCUUAUAAUGCGUCUGUAGGCUCGCACACGCUGGAUGAGGGGAAAGCCAAUACCCAUCUAGUCGGGGGGAGUGUUUCUUCGCAAGACCAGGUUGGUCAGGUGGAGCAGGGCACGCAAAAGGAUGGGCAAGACAGUUGGGACGAAGACCCUCGCAAUCCUCGGUUAUGGCCGGGGUAUCGGAAGUGGGGAGCGGCCGCAAUUGUUAGCAUAUAUACACUAGUAUCUCCGUUAGCGUCCUCAAUGAUAGCGCCUGGUCUCCCAGAGAUAGCUCACGCAUUCGGUAUUACAAACUCAACAGUAGCAGCUCUCACUCUGAGUAUAUUCAUCCUCGCAUACGCUAUUGGUCCUCUUUUUGUUACACCGCUUUCGGAAGUUUACGGUCGUAGUUGGCCACUGCAUCUUUCCAACAUCUUCUUUUUGGUAUUUAACCUGGCCUGCGCCUGGGCUCCCGAUACCGCCUCACUUAUUGUUUUCCGUUUCUUUGCUGGAAUAGGAGGAUCUGCGCCUCUCACAAUCGGCGCAGGUUCCAUAGCGGAUCUAUUUCACGAACGAGACCGGGCGGUUGCCAUGUCGCUCUUUUCUCUAGGUCCCCUUAUGGGUCCAAUUAUUGGUCCGAUUGCAGGGGGAUUUAUCACCCAGAAUGUUGGAUAUCCGUGGGUAUUCAAAAUCAUCUCAAUUGUAGCCGGUAUCGCGACCAUUUUUGGGAUUCCUUUACUGCAAGAGACAUACGCGCCUGUCUUGAAGCGGCGGUAUGGAUAUCAAGAUUCGGGCCCAAGUGGCUCCUUAGGCGAGGUUCUCUCAGAGAACCUUCGUCGGCCACUGCGGUUAUUGAUGAGAAGCAUGAUCUGCUUCUCACUGAGUCUAUACAUGGCUAUAAUUUAUGGACUUCUUUAUCUUAUGUUUGUCACCUUUCCGACGCUGUUUGCUAGCGUCUACGGCUGGGGCCCGGGAAUUGCUGGGCUAGCAUACCUUGGGCUUGGCAUCGGGUUUAUGUUCGCGGCAGUGAUAGGCUCACGGUUAAUGAAUACCCUGUACCUGAAACUUUCUGAAAGAAACGGGGGUCAAGGUAAACCAGAGUACCGUAUACCACCGAUGCUUUUUGGAACUGUACUCAUAGUUAUUGGGUUGUUUUGGUAUGGAUGGACGGCCCACGUCAAGGCUCACUACAUAUUGCCCAUUAUCGGGUCGGGAAUCUUUGGCGCUGGAAUGAUGUUCUGUUUCAUGCCGAUUCAAUUAUAUCUGGUCGAUUCCUUCACAUAUGCUGCCAGUGCCAUUGCGGCUGCAACGUUUCUCCGUUCCUUAUUUGGUUUUGCAUUUCCACUUUUUGGUCAAAGACUAUUUGAUGCGAUGGGAAUUGGAGGAGGCCACUCGUUUUUGGCAGGGAUUGCGAUCGUGGUUGGGGUACCAUUCCCAAUUUGGAUCUACUUCAAGGGAGAACAAAUGAGAGCACGCAAUCCUCUCAAUCGAUAG
This is a messenger RNA of Rhizoctonia solani, 1509 nucleotides long. Its product is annotated as major facilitator superfamily transporter. The record is from RefSeq and is a predicted model, not a curated record. NCBI's taxonomy places the organism in Eukaryota, Fungi, Basidiomycota, Agaricomycetes, Cantharellales, Ceratobasidiaceae. The transcript has 15 exons. Gene Ontology annotation, molecular function: transmembrane transporter activity. Gene Ontology annotation, biological process: transmembrane transport. The coding region runs from base 1 to 1509 and encodes 502 amino acids.